AGACUGAGCGAGAUUUGACGACAAGAUCUUCAUGAUCACGAGCUUGACGACCUUCCAUUCUUUUCGACAAGACCGCGCCAGCGCCAGCGCCACUGUCACGCACGACACGAACACACGAGACGGUUCCCGAGCUUAAAUAUUCCUGCGCACUACUUGGACAAUUCGACAUUCGCUCGCCUGGCGCGAGUUACAAGUCUCCAUCGCAGAACGAAUCUUUCCAGGCGCAACUCCUCGAGACGGACUCUGCUCUCGCCUGCUUGCCCCGUCCAUCGUCAGGACUUGGCCUGGUCCGCUCCUCACUGCAUGUUCAUCAUACAACUACUACGCUCGUUCCCGAUACAAUGAUGGAAAAUAUUGAAGACAAGUAUAUUGGCCUCGGCCUGGCUAUCUUCUCGGCCAUGGCCAUUGGCACGAGUUUCGUUAUAACGAAAAAGGGCUUGAUACAGGCAGAGGAGAGGCACGGUUUUGAGGGCGAUGGUUUUGUCUAUCUCAAGAACCCACUUUGGUGGGCAGGCAUAUCUACGCUCGGACUCGGGGAAAUAUUCAACUUCGCGGCGUAUGCUUUCGCGCCGGCCAUCCUCGUCACGCCCUUGGGAGCCCUGAGCGUCCUGAUCGGCGCGGUGCUGGGAUCGUAUUUCCUAAAAGAAGAGCUGGGGACGCUGGGACGGCUAGGUAGUGCCAUCUGCUUGAUCGGUGCCGUGGUCAUCGUUCUGCAUGCGCCACCGGACGAGAACAUUGAGACGGUUGAUGAGAUCCUCAAUUAUGCGAUACAGCCUGGCUUCCUGCUCUAUGCCAUUUCUGUGGUCAUCUUUGCUGUCUUUAUGAUAUACAAGGUUGCCCCGAAGCACGGCAAGGACCAGCCCAUGAUUUACAUUUCGAUCUGCUCCACCGUUGGCUCGGUCUCGGUCAUGUCCGUCAAGGCUUUCGGCAUUGCUCUGAAGCUCACAUUUGCUGGGCACAAUCAGUUCUCGCAUCCCUCGACAUAUGUGUUCAUGAUCCUCACGGCUGUCUGCAUCUUGACACAGAUGAACUAUUUCAACAAGGCUUUGGCAUCGUUCCCCACCAACAUUGUUAACCCCCUUUACUACGUCACCUUCACGACAGCAACGCUCUGCGCCUCCUUCAUUCUUUUCAGGGGCUUCAAUACUGCGAAUGUUGUCAACACGUUGUCCUUGCUUUGCGGCUUCUUGAUCACCUUUGCCGGUGUGUACUUGCUCAAUCUGUCUCGGGGAGAUCCGCAUGGCCAGAAGCUCGCGGCCCGCCGAGUCCAUGACGACGCCAUUGGUACAGACAUGGUCUCAAGCUUCCAAACUCGCCGCAGCAUGCAAGCUCGUCGCAGUGGUGAGAUGGGACGCUUCAGCCUUAGCAGCCAGAAUGGUGACCGCGAGGGCCUCAUCCGCGCCUACGAUGCGGAAGAGGCCAAUGGCUUUGGCCUGACGGACCUGGCGGAAGACAGCGGGAGCGAGAGCGGUGACCGCAGACCGAACGGCAGUGCCAAAGCCAAUGGCAACGGCAAGGCGCGUCAAGAGACCAUUGAGAUGGACAACCGGUAGUCUGCGUAGUGAUGAACUUAGUUGGCUUUCCAACUCGCGCUCAUCCAGUUUUGACGCCGCAUUUUCCCACACUGCAUCGCCCUGUAUAAAUAUCAUGCGCCGCCUCUUCCUCAGCGACAAUGACGGCCAUGUCGCUGGUAGACGAGGUCUGAUAUUGUGACGAUUGGGAUACUUUCUUGUUGCGUCACGCUAUCGGCAACCGGGCUGCACUGUUAACGAUGGAGUAUUAGAAGGGUAAGGGGUAAUGGCGUUACGGGAGGUCGGUCAUGUUUGCUUUCAAUUC
Molecule: messenger RNA, 1836 nt
Organism: Emericellopsis atlantica
Lineage: Eukaryota; Fungi; Ascomycota; Sordariomycetes; Hypocreales; Bionectriaceae
Product: magnesium transporter NIPA-domain-containing protein
Exons: 6
Coding region: 342-1553 (403 amino acids)
Biological process (GO): magnesium ion transport
Cellular component (GO): membrane
Molecular function (GO): magnesium ion transmembrane transporter activity
Source: RefSeq, a predicted model, not a curated record